Molecule: messenger RNA, 4601 nt
Organism: Exophiala viscosa
Lineage: Eukaryota; Fungi; Ascomycota; Eurotiomycetes; Chaetothyriales; Herpotrichiellaceae
Exons: 1
Coding region: 121-4332 (1403 amino acids)
Cellular component (GO): Ski complex
Molecular function (GO): protein binding
Source: RefSeq, a predicted model, not a curated record
UGGGACAUUUUCACCUCUGUUUGAUCUCACAAUGACUGAUUGCUCGAGCCUUGUCGUGUGACAUUGUCACCAUCUUUGACCUCCGCUUGGAAUAGACGGAAGACAAACAACAAUAUCAACAUGGCGUCGGCCAAGGCCGCUUUGAAGUCUAUCAAAGCCUCCCUGGAUGCCGGUCAUUUCGACAAGGCGGCUGAGCAGGCUGAAGACCUACUUAAACAAGAUGACAAGAACCACACCGCUUUGUUGUUUCUCGGCUUCGCCAAAGAAAAGGCCGGCGACCUCGAAGCGGCGGAGAAAGCUAUCCGCAGAGCUGCAGAUCUAAAGCCCAAAGACCUCCAAGCAUACAAAGGCCUGGUCACAUUGUACGAAAAGCAAGGCAGCGCAAAGGUCGACCAGUACCACGAUGUCGCAUUUAAAUUGGCAGAGAUCUAUGCUCAACAGGAGGACAGGGUUCAAUGUCAGAAUGUCAUCGACAAAUAUGAGCUCUUUGCCAAAAAGCACGGAAAUAGAGCGCAAUACCGACGUGCGUUGGAGCUCAUCCUGCCAACAUCAAGUCUUUAUCCAAUACUCGAGGGUCGCGUCAUGCAGCCCAGUCUUGCAUAUCAACGUAUCCUCGAAUCAGCAGAAGCAGAAGAGAAAGAAUGGAUCAAUACACAAAUUGGGGAGAGGAGAACGCGACUUGGAGCAAGGAUCGAGCAGGUGACCCGUCAAGUCAAAGCUGAAGCCAUCAGCAGAUUUAACAUCGAGGAAAGAUAUGCAGCCCUCAUCGACUGGACACGAGAUGAUGAUGCACGCCAUGAUCUCGAACAGAAGUUAUUUCAACGCAGUUUUGAUAGUCUGCUUGCAAUGCCACAAGACUCCAAACAAGAACAACGCGACAAGGUGCUGAACAUGGCCAAUGGGAUGGUCAUCAUCAAGCAGCCCUUCCUUCCGGCUUGGAAAGUGGCCUUGGAGUGGGUCGACGCAGAGGACCUGCAAGAUUGGGAUGUCAACAUUUUUCGCGAGUAUAUCGGCUACUUUCCAGAUGACGGUCUGAGCAAAAUCCUGUGUGGAUUUCUGGACAGCGACUCCUCUCCGUUUCCACCGCUCGAGGUCGAGGACGAUGACGAAGACUCCAAGCCAGAGAAAUUGUCUGACGCUGACCAGCUCAUCUUGAUGAAUGAGGGCUUGGAAGAUUGUCCAGAUACGCACCUAGGACAUCGGAUCAUGGCAUAUACCUACCUCCAUUUCGAGGAUUGGGCUGGCACAGUUGACGUCGCUCGAAAGGCUCAGAGUCUACACAAAGACGCUCAGCAGCGGUAUGCCAUUGACUUGCAGAAUAGUAUCGACGGCAUCAACCUCAUUCUCGCCAAAGCUUUGAUAGCACAUCAAUCACCGCGGCAUCAUCCGGAAGCUCACGACUUGUACAACAACAUACUCCAGCGCAAACCCAAGCUGACUGCGGCUCUGCUCGGCACCGGUCUGAUUUUCGAAGAGGACGAGGACUAUUCUGAAGCAGUCAAAUUUCUGGACCAGGCUGCAGAGCGUGAUCCUGCUAAUAUCAGGAUCAAACUCGAGCUUUCCUGGUGCCGGGCGCAAAGCGGUGAAAUCGAACAUGGCCUGCAUCAGCUACAGGAGAUACUUGAGGUCAUUGAAUCGAACAAAAAGCAGCAGGACUUGUCCAUGAAGUCAAUCGUACUAUAUCGCCUCGCCUGGUGCCUGUGGCACAUGAAUACAUCAGCUGCAGCUCGCAAAGACAAGUCCGGUCCAUAUCAAUAUCUGGUUGCCGCCAUCAAAGCAAAUCCCAAUUAUGCUCCAGCAUAUACUCUGCUUGGAGUGUACUUCCAAGACUAUGGGAAAAGUAAGCAACGAGCAAGAGUCGCAUUGCAGAAGGCAUUUGAAUUGUCCACAUCAGAACUCGAGGCCGCGCAUCGACUCGCAAAAGCUUUUGCCGAUAGUGCCGAAUGGGAUCUCGUUGAACUUGUCGGGCAGCGUGUUGUUGCAUCAGGAAAAGCACGACCUGCGCCUGGCUCGAAGAAGAAGGCGCAUAGCUGGCCAUAUGCCGCUUUGGGCGUGGUUCAAAUGAACAAGCAACAAUACUCCCGAAGCAUAGUAUCUUUCCAGGCAGCACUGCGCAUAUCUCCCGAUGAUUACUACUCAUGGGUCGGGCUGGGCGAGAGUUAUCACAAUGGCGGUCGCCAUGUGGCUGCUACAAGAGCAUUCGCUAAAGCCGAGAGUCUAGACCAUGACCUGCCAUCGGAUGAGACUUGGUUCGCAAAGUACAUGCUUGCUAAUGUCCAACGCGAGAUGGGGUUGUUCGACGAAGCCAUCGUGGCGUACAAAGAUGUCCUGAAACUCAAACCCACCGAGUUUGGUGUGCUCAUUGCUUUGUUGCAAACAUUGUCUGAGAGUGCCUGGGCAAAGGUUGCCCUCGGCAUGUUCGGUGCAGGUGUGAAGCUUGCGACCGAUGCUAUCGAGGUUGCUACACAAAUCGCGCAAAACAACGUGGACUUUUUCAACUUGUGGAAAGCAGUUGGCGACGCUUGCUCUGUUCUUGGAGACGUCAAGCUGCACGGCAAUCUCACAACCCUUCAGCCGGUGUCCGCUCUGCUGCAAAUGUCUCUUGGGAAUGAUCUUGACAACCUCGCAGAACUUGAUAAGGUCACUCUGGACAUGAUCAGCGGGAACGAACAGGAUAACGCCACGGUGUUGGCUGACAGAUGCCUGUUUGCAGCAAUCCUAGCCCAUAAACGAGCAAUUCAUGCUUCGUCGACAGAUCAGCUUGCACAAGCAGUGGCUUGGUACAACCUGGGCUGGGCAGAGUAUCAGGCAUAUGUAUCAGGUGGGCCAUUGGUGAACGGCGUUGGCAAGCAGUCACGAAGAUUCCUCAAAGCAGCCAUCAGAUGCUUCAAGCACGCCAUUGAGCUCGAAGCCAGCAAUCCCGAGUUUUGGAAUGCCCUGGGCGUGGUGACCAUGACGCUCAGCCCCAAGGUCUCUCAGCACUCGUUCGUCCGAAGCUUGCAUCUUAACGAUCACAGCGCCAGGACUUGGACUGACCUUGGAGUACUCUACCUGAUAAAUGGAGAUAAUCAGCUUGCCAAUGAGGCUUUUACUCGAGCCCAGUCGGAGGAUCCAGAAUUCGCUGAUGCUUGGAUUGGACAAGGUUUGCUGGCUUUACUUUUCGGAAGUAUCGGCGAGGCCAGGGGCCUUUUCAUGCAUGCUUUUGAGAUUGCAGACUCUUCCCAACUACCACCUAAACGCCAUUAUGCUGUCUCCGCAUUCGACUAUCUGCUCAAGGAUGCUUCAAGGUCACAGGAGGUUAGCGCACUCUUGCAGCCACUCUUCGCCAUGCGCCAGUUUCACGCACAGAAACCCUCUGACAUGACCGCCACCCAUCUCAUGUCUCUUCUGGCGGAAAGAGUUGGUGACUAUGUGACAAGUGUUGAAAGCCUCCAGAAGGUCUGUUCCGCCGCAGAAGCAGAGUAUGAGAAAUCAGAGUCGGACGAAUAUCUUGUCAAGUUUGCACAAGCCAAUGCGGAUCUGGCUCGGGCACAUCUCGCUUAUGGUCGACCUUCUGAAGCCAUUUCACAUGCAGAAACCGCUCUCGAUCUCUCAGGUGAUGGAGAUGAACUUGGCCCUGCAUACACAGGAGUUCGGCGAAAAUGGCGACUUUCCGCUCACAUUACAGCAGGCCUCGCGCACAGUCACCUACACAAUGUUGAAAAGUCUAUCAAGAUGUUUGAGGCGGCACUCCAAGAGGCUGAAGGCCAGCCGGAUAUUGUGUGCAUGCUUGCGCAGGUUCUGUGGGCCAAAGGUGGCUCAGUGGAAAAGGAGAUGGCCACAUCACAGCUUUUCGAUGUCAUCGAAAACAAUCCUGGACACGUCCAAGCUGUUGCCCUUCUAGCAGUCAUGGGCCUACUGGACAAUGACGAAGAUGUGCUCGAGGCAGCGGAAGAGGAGCUCAAAGCCCUCAGGCGCGGGGAUCAGAUCGGAGUGCCGGACAAGAUUAAGGCUACCAAGAUCCUGGCUGGUAUUGCUGCGUGCAAACCAAAGGCGGCCGAUGCUACAGGGAUUGAUCAGGUCGCUGUGGUUGCAGAUGCUCUCAGUGGGAUCAUGCUCGCACCAUGGCAACCACAAGGCUGGCUCGAGCUCGCACAGGCUGCUCCGGAAGACGAAGAUGGCACAUAUGCAGCUGAGAUGGCUGUACUUAACGCCACCAGACAGAUACCACCAGGUGGGAAGCUUGAGGCGAACGAUCUUGCGAAGGCGUACGAAGGUACUGGUCAGGCGGAUGACCUUCUUAGAGCGAAGAUGCUUGCGCCAUGGCUUUUGGAGGUUGGUGUGGAAGCUUGAUGGAAUUUGGACGCCUUUGAUAUGUUGAGCUUGACAUCUUGUAUGAUCCCAGAGGACAAGGGACUGUCUAUCGGACCAGAUGUGUGAUGAGACGUGUUGGGUAUGGCUGCCGAAGACCUGUCUCAGGUUUCGAUGCUGCAUAGCCUAGGUGUGAGCGUCGUAAGCCAACCAAUGUCGGUACCCGUUCGUUCGAGACUUGUAUGUUGUAAUCGCUGAUCCGCGUUACGUUCCCUCCGACACCAAUGUAGUCAGCGUCUGUUUCCUCCCUU